Messenger RNA from Alternaria atra, 459 nucleotides. RefSeq lists its product as uncharacterized. NCBI's taxonomy places the organism in Eukaryota, Fungi, Ascomycota, Dothideomycetes, Pleosporales, Pleosporaceae. The coding region runs from base 1 to 459 and encodes 152 amino acids. The record is from RefSeq and is a predicted model, not a curated record. The transcript has a single exon.
AUGUUGUACCUGAUCAAGCCACCAGCACACUCUAUCGACGCCUGCAAUCCGCUUUUGACCUAUACGCUCGCUGACUCCACCCCCUCCGAGCUCUCCAAAAUCAGAGAUCUUCAAACCUGGGGCUGGGAUGUCUCCGUGCACCUCCAAGAUGACGCGGAAUAUCUCGACGCUAUAGAGGAGACGGAGAAAGCAAUAAAGAAGAGACGGCGCAUGACGCAGAUGGUAUAUGGUGAUAUGGUGGGGGAUGGUCCCAGGUUGACUUUUGACGAGGUUUGGGAGAGGGAGGCGACUAAAACGUUGACGCAGGGGCUACAUGGAAUUCAGGAGAACGAGGAGGAAGUCAGUGAUGAAGCUAGCAUCAUGUCUCAAAUGACACAGCAGAGAGCUUGGGUGCGUUGGGCUGAUGAAGAGAUUGAGCUGGACAAGGAGAAAUCUAACGUAAGCAACCCCCAGGCAUGA